AUGAAAGACUCUCAACCUCCCUGCACGCGCUGCAAGAAGCGAGGCCUACCAUGCACUGUCAACAAGAGCCUUCAAAUGCUCCUCGAGAGUGACUCGGUAUGGAAAGAGGCCAUCGAGCGGAAGAUUCACGAUCUGGAGACUGGGCUCACCCGAGUCUCAGACCAUCUAUCUCUCCCCACCGUCAACAGUGCCAGCGACGAAGACGAACAUGAUGAUGACCAUCGCAUUGCAGAGCCUUUACGAAUGCCUCCUCCAGCUCAAGUCUCUCCACAAGCAGAGAAACACACUCCGCACAACUUUGAGAUUGUCAUGGAUCCCGAUUCUGGCCCAGCUGCAAUCCCGGGAUCGGUGGUAUCGCCCGUCCUCAUGGGCGGAGUCGAGCCGGACCGUGCAGAGCACGAUGUCAUCCGACGAGGCUGUGUAACACUCGAAGAAGCACAACGCUACCUCGACGUCUAUCAAAAUCGCCUGGAUCAUUUCCUCUACCGAAUCAUCGGAGAUCGGCGAACGCUUGCUCAAGUCCGGGCGGCAUCGCCUCUGCUUCUCGCUGCCAUCUGUGCUGUCGGUGCACUCCAUCUUGCUUCACCAGCCUUCGAAAAAUGCUACGAAGAAUUCGUUGCCAUUGCUGCAGCUCACACAUUUUCUCGACGAAACACCGUCGACGACGUCCGUGGCCUGUGCGUGGCUGCGUUUUGGCUGAGCAGCAUUUCGUGGACGUGUAUUGCGGCCGCUGUUCGAAUCAGUACCGAGAUCCAACUGCACCGGAGUAUUUUCAAGGCUCUGACGGGCGAUCGUACGCAUUAUCUGCGCACUCGACUAUACUACCUGGUCUACGUCUGCGAUCAUCACUUUUCCAUCGUCUUUGGUCGGCCUCCCAUGACUCGCGAGGACGAUGCCAUUCGAGCCGCCGCCCAGUUCUUGGACACCGAAAACGCUGUAGAAGACGACAGUCGACUUGUGAGCCAGGUCCAUUUUUGGUCGGUUGGAAGCGAGAUCUACGCCACAUUUGGCAUCGACGUCGAGAGACCUUUGACUCGGCACAUGAUCGAGCCGCUGCGUCGUUACGGCAUCAAACUCGACAACAUCCGCGCGGAUUGGACGGAACGGUUCUCCUACAACAAAUACGUGGGCAAUUAUCCCCGUAAGGGCGUGGGUCUUCACUAUCACUUCGCCAGGCUGUACCUAUGCUCCAUGGCUUUUCGCGGGAUCGGGCAGCCUGGGUUCAAAUCGUCCGAUGUUGCCCUUGACAUUGAUGAGAUUGCCAAUUCCGCCAUCCUGUCCGCUACCGCCAUCCUCCGAGCUGUGGUUACCGACACCGAGAUCCAGUCGUAUCUCAAUGGACUACCCACCUACUUUGACGUCAUGAUUGCGUUCGCCGUGGUGUUUGUCCUCAAAGUCUCCACCAAAUACUCCUCAUCCGUGCGCAUCGACAGUGGCGAGACACGACAACUCGUGGCGGAGCUUGUCUCCGUCUUGAAAGGUGUCACCGCAUCCAUGCACCCUCGACACCUCCUCGCCAGCGUCGCCCAUGGCGCGGAAAAGCUCCUGGCCAAAUGCUCGCCGCAAGAUCUCGGCCCGGUGCCGGCGAAUGCGCACAUCACCAUGAGCCAACCCACGUUUGACGAGGGCCUGUACGACAUGUCGUAUGCGUGGAAUGACAACUCGUUCGACAACUUCUACAUGGGGGAAUUCGACUUCCUCUCGAAUCAAGAUACCUUCAGCAACUUCCAACCGGAUCUGCGAUACCAGUCUCUGCCGCAGCUGUAG
This is a messenger RNA of Neohortaea acidophila, 1767 nucleotides long. RefSeq lists its product as uncharacterized. The transcript has a single exon. Gene Ontology annotation, molecular function: zinc ion binding; DNA-binding transcription factor activity, RNA polymerase II-specific; transcription cis-regulatory region binding. Gene Ontology annotation, biological process: regulation of DNA-templated transcription; DNA-templated transcription. Bases 1 to 1767 code for a protein of 588 amino acids. Gene Ontology annotation, cellular component: nucleus. NCBI's taxonomy places the organism in Eukaryota, Fungi, Ascomycota, Dothideomycetes, Mycosphaerellales, Teratosphaeriaceae. The record is from RefSeq and is a predicted model, not a curated record.